CCGCCUCCCCCCUCCGCAGUGCCGGGCGGCGCCGGGCCGGACGGAGCGCAGCGGAGCGAGCGUGCCCUGAGCCCCCGCCAUGAGCCCCCUCAGCCUCCUCGCCCCCGCGCUGCUCGGGGCCCUCCUGGCGGCCGCCGGCCCCACCCAGUUCUUCCGCGAGGAGUUCGGGGAUGGAGACGCCUGGAGCAGCCGGUGGGUGGAAUCCAAGCACAAACCCGACUACGGGCGCUUCGUGCUCACCGCCGGCAAGUUCUACGGCGACGCCGAGAAGGACAAAGGCAUCCAGACCAGCCAGGACGCGCGCUUCUACGCCCUGUCGUCGCGCUUCGAGCCCUUCAGCAACCGCGACAGGACGCUGGUGCUGCAGUUCACCGUGAAGCACGAGCAGAACAUCGACUGCGGCGGCGGCUACGUCAAGCUCUUCCCGGCCAGCCUGAGCCAGGAGGACAUGCACGGCGACUCCGAGUACAACAUCAUGUUCGGCCCCGACAUCUGCGGCCCCGGCACCAAGAAGGUGCACGUGAUCUUUAACUACAAAGGCAAGAACGUGCUGAUCAACAAGGACAUCCGCUGCAAGGACGACGAGUUCACCCACCUGUACACGCUGGUGGUGCGGCCGGACAACACGUACGAGGUGAAGAUCGACAACGCCCGCGUGGAGUCGGGGAGCCUGGAGGAGGACUGGGACUUCCUGCCCCCCAAGAAGAUCAAGGACCCCGAGGCCAAGAAACCCGAGGACUGGGACGAGCGGGCCAAGAUCGACGACCCCGAGGACACCAAGCCCGAGGACUGGGACAAGCCCGAGCACAUCCCCGACCCCGAGGCCAAGAAGCCGGAGGACUGGGACGAGGAGAUGGACGGGGAGUGGGAGCCCCCCGUCAUCCAGAACCCCGAGUACAAGGGCGAGUGGAGGCCGCAGCAGAUCGACAACCCCAACUACAAGGGCAAGUGGGUGCACCCCGAGAUCGAGAACCCCGAGUACAGCCCCGACCCGCUGCUCUACGCCUACGACAGCUUCGGCGUCAUCGGCCUCGACCUCUGGCAGGUCAGGGGGGGCCCGGGGGCUGCCACCCUAAAACCAUGCAGCAGAGACCCGGGGAGGGGGCACAGGAGGGACGCCUGGAGCAGCCGGUGGGUGGAAUCCAAGCACAAACCCGACUACGGGCGCUUCGUGCUCACCGCCGGCAAGUUCUACGGCGACGCCGAGAAGGACAAAGGCAUCCAGACCAGCCAGGACGCGCGCUUCUACGCCCUGUCGUCGCGCUUCGAGCCCUUCAGCAACCGCGACAGGACGCUGGUGCUGCAGUUCACCGUGAAGCACGAGCAGAACAUCGACUGCGCCUGA
Molecule: messenger RNA, 1345 nt
Organism: Passer montanus (Eurasian tree sparrow)
Lineage: Eukaryota; Metazoa; Chordata; Aves; Passeriformes; Passeridae
Product: calreticulin-like
Exons: 10
Coding region: 80-1345 (421 amino acids)
Biological process (GO): protein folding
Cellular component (GO): endoplasmic reticulum; endoplasmic reticulum membrane
Molecular function (GO): calcium ion binding
Source: RefSeq, a predicted model, not a curated record